AUGCCUCCAAAGAAAGCAGCCCGCCCAGCGCAAGAGAACAUCAACCUUGGCCCAAGUGUCAGGGAAGGUGAACUCGUAUUCGGUGUCGCCCGUAUUUUCGCAUCUUUCAACGAUACUUUCGUCCAUGUUACUGAUCUUUCUGGCCGCGAAACCAUCUGCCGUGUCACCGGUGGAAUGAAGGUCAAGGCUGAUCGUGACGAGUCUUCCCCAUACGCUGCCAUGUUGGCUGCUCAGGAUGUUGCUGCCCGUUGCAAGGAAUUGGGCAUCACUGCUCUCCACAUCAAGAUCCGUGCUACCGGAGGUUCCGGAACCAAGACCCCAGGUCCAGGUGCUCAAUCCGCUCUCCGUGCUCUUGCCCGUACCGGCAUGAAGAUUGGCCGUAUUGAGGAUGUUACCCCAACCCCAUCCGACAGCACCCGUCGCAAGGGAGGUCGCCGUGGUCGUCGUUUGUAA
Molecule: messenger RNA, 453 nt
Organism: Sclerotinia borealis F-4128
Lineage: Eukaryota; Fungi; Ascomycota; Leotiomycetes; Helotiales; Sclerotiniaceae
Source: the annotation of a GenBank genome assembly